AUGAAUGCUGAUAAAUUGAAUAGUUUGAAGAAUUUCUUUGAAUCAGAAUACUUUACUCCUGAGAUGCUUUUGCAAAAUAUCUCCAAAUAUAGGGAUUAACCUGAUGUGUUGAAUUUACUAGCAGAACGUCUGAACAAAAUACCGGAGAAGACAAUAACAUUUUAUUCUCCUUAAUUUUGUUAAUUGCUUAUUAAAACUGAAGUUUAAUAACUUUUUGAUUUCUUUAAGCAAUAAUGCAGUCAGUCGAUGUCUAUGUUUUUUAAUCUGUAUUGGUUAUUGGGGGCUUAUCUGCAAUUGGAGAAGCAAAAGAAGAAGAAGUAGAAGAUCGAUCAAUUCUUAAGAUAAAUGGAAAUGGCAAUGGUGAAUGGCUAAUUCAAUGAGAAGAGAUUUGAAUCACUAGAUUAAGAAGAAUAAAAUAAAAUCUUAUUAAGAGAUUUUCAAGAAAAAGACCUAAGAUAAGAAUACUUCACAGAAGUCCAAAAGUUUAUGGGAACCUUGAUUAAGCACUCCUUAGUAUUGAAGGAAUUUGCAAGAGAGGAUCGCAAACAUCAUCUCAAAUUACUCAUUCAAAAACAGAAUUAAAGUUUAUAGAGAAUAGUUAAGAAAUUCUAACUUGGAAUAUCUCUGCCCUUUUAUGAUGAUGAUAAAUAACAGAGUAAUUCAUAUUGCAUUGUAAAUAUUUUGGAAAAACAUCAAAUUUGUUUCCAUACAAAAAAAAGAGUGCCCUAUUUGAUACUCGUAGAAACAAUCAAAGAUAGUCCCAUAGAAAUGAAUCAAUAUCAGGUUAUACCAGCACAAUUGUAGCCAAAUAUUGAGGUAGCUGGUUAUAUAGAAGCAUAAUUGAACGAUUAGGGAUUUGAAAGACAAAUGGCAUAAAUAGAUGUGGAAGAAUAAAAAUUAUAUCAUGAGGCACUAGAGAAGAUUAUGAAGAUGGAGAAGAAAGGAAAGAGAUAGAGUUAGAUCAUGUAAAGCAUCGAUCAAUAUAUGUAAAAAUAAGUCAAAAAACAAUAAAUCUCUGAUGAUUAAGACAAAAAGAAGAUGGAAUAAUAAUAGUAAGACUCAUUUCAACGCAAGAGAUUGUUAUCAUUACAAUCUACCAGAUAACCGUAAAAUCAACGUAAAUCAAGAUCAUAAGAAAAGAAUGAGGAAAAAUAUCAAGAAUUUUAGAAAUAACUAUAAAUGAUACUGCCAGUAGAAAAAUUAUAUAUGCUCAAGAAAUUCAAGAAGAGAAACUUUCAAUUAUGGGAAUAAAGUUGGGAAGAAAAAAUACAGAAUUACAAAAAAGAAUCAAGAUACCAAAACUUUCCAUCCUUCAAGAUUAGACCAAUUAUUAUUAAGGGAGGAGAUGAUCUCAGACAAGAAAUGUUCGCAAUUUAAAUGAUGAAAUAGUUCAAUAGGAUAUUUAAAGAAUCAGAUUUGAAACUCUAUUUAAGACCCUAUCAAAUUAUUGUCACUUCAGCUAACUCUGGAAUUGUUGAGUAUAUUCCAAAUACAACAUCAAUUGAUUCCCUCAAGAAAAUGUUUGGAAAUGGUACCAAGACUCUCUACUAAAUUUAUUAGGAAGUUUUCGGGAAUUCUUUUGAAGAAGCAUAGAAGAAUUUCAUUGAAAGUUUAGCCAGCUAUUCAUUGUUUUCUUAUUUGAUGUAGAUUAAGGAUAGACACAAUGGAAACUUGUUAAUAGAUGAUAGAGGCCAUAUUAUUCACAUUGAUUUUGGUUUCUUAUUGUAAACCUCCCCAGGCGGAGUUAAUUUUGAAUCAGCCCCUUUUAAAUUGACUCAAGAAUAUGUGGAAUUAAUGAAGGGGAGAGAAAGUGACUAUUUCGGAUAUUUCAAAACCUUGAUGACCAAAGGAUUCUUAGCAUUGAAGAAAUAUGUUAUAGAAAUCGAGAAUUUCUUUAAGAUAAUGGUGGAGAAAUCUGAUUUGCCUUGCUUUGGUAAUUUGGAUUUGAAGGCAUUCACCAAUAGAUUUUAAUUGAAUGCAACUGAUUAAGAAAUUAUGGGUCUAGUGGAUAGAUUGAUAAAUUAAAGUUUAUCAAGUUGGAGAACUGCUUAAUAUGACAAUUUUCAGAAGAGAACUAAUGGAAUAUUGCCUUGA
This is a messenger RNA of Paramecium tetraurelia, 2094 nucleotides long. RefSeq lists its product as uncharacterized. Gene Ontology annotation, biological process: phosphatidylinositol phosphate biosynthetic process; phosphatidylinositol-mediated signaling. Lineage: Eukaryota; Ciliophora; Oligohymenophorea; Peniculida; Parameciidae. The record is from RefSeq and is a predicted model, not a curated record. Gene Ontology annotation, molecular function: 1-phosphatidylinositol 4-kinase activity. The transcript has 9 exons. Gene Ontology annotation, cellular component: cytoplasm; membrane.